GGUGGUGUCUCCCACUGGUUGAUCGCUCCAGCCAGCGGAGCAACAAGACGGGAUUCUGAUGUGUGACGUGAUGAGCCCUCGCCGUCUCAAAGCAGUACGCCAAUCACAAGGGCCGAUAUUCGGGCGGUCAAGAUUCAGGACUCGUUUAGGAAGAUUUGGCCGCUGCCGUCUUUUGUGCCACUGCGGGGUCGGGGGGCCAUACCCAUACCGGUACAUAUGCUGUCGUGAAGCCGCAAGGGUCCGCGAAAAGUUUAAAACCACAGCUAUAUCAGCGACAUCGGGAAGCCAUUCGCAUUUCUCAAUCUUUCCUCCUUUCAAUUCUGCCAACACAGUCCUCCUCAGUCCCCUCUCUCUACAGACCAGACAACAUGUGCGGAACCGAUGCUCCCAACGGCGCCAAUGGCGCCUCCAACGGCGUGAACCCCGCCAACUUCCGCUCCAACCCCUACCAGCCCGUCGGCGACUUCCUCUCCAAUGUCGGCAGCUUCAAGAUUAUCGAGUCUACUCUCCGCGAGGGUGAGCAAUUCGCCAACGCCUACUUCGACACCGAGACCAAGAUCAAGAUUGCCAAGGCCCUUGACGAUUUUGGCGUCGAUUACAUCGAGUUGACCUCUCCCGCUGCCUCGGAGCAGUCUCGGUUGGAUUGCGAGGCCAUCUGCAAGCUCGGCCUCAAGGCCAAGAUCUUGACUCACGUCCGCUGUGAUAUGCGCGAUGCCAAGCUCGCUGUUGAGACUGGUGUCGACGGCCUCGAUGUCGUCAUUGGCACUUCCAGCUUCCUCCGCGAGCACAGCCACGGCAAGGAUAUGGCCUACAUUGAGAAGACCGCCGUUGAGGUUAUCGAGUAUGUCAAGUCCAAGGGACUUGAGGUUCGCUUCUCCUCCGAGGAUUCCUUCCGCUCCGAUCUCGUCGAUCUCCUUUCCCUCUACCGCGCUGUUGACAAGGUCGGCGUCCACCGUGUCGGUAUCGCCGAUACCGUCGGCUGCGCUUCUCCCCGCCAGGUCUAUGACCUCGUCCGUACCCUUCGCGGCGUCGUUUCGUGCGAUAUCGAGACCCAUUUCCACGACGACACUGGCUGCGCCAUUGCCAACGCCUACUGCGCUCUCGAGGCUGGUGCCACCCACAUCGACACCUCUGUUCUCGGUAUCGGCGAGCGUAACGGUAUCACCCCUCUCGGUGGCUUGAUGGCUCGCAUGAUCGUCACCAGCCCCGACUACGUCAAGAGCAAGUACAAGCUCCACAAGCUCAAGGAGCUUGAGGAUUUGGUCGCCGAGGCUGUUGAGAUCAACACUCCCUUCAACAACCCCAUCACUGGUUUCUGCGCCUUCACCCACAAGGCUGGUAUCCACGCCAAGGCCAUCCUCAACAACCCCAGCACCUACGAGAUUCUCAACCCUGCCGACUUCGGUCUUACCCGCUACGUCCACUUCGCCUCGCGCUUGACUGGCUGGAACGCUGUCAAGACCCGUGUUGGCCAGCUUGGUCUCGAGAUGACCGACGACCAGGUCAAGGAAUGUACCGCCAAGAUCAAGGCCCUUGCCGACGUGCGCCCCAUCGCCAUCGACGACGCCGAUUCGAUCAUCCGUACCUUCCACCUCAACCUUCACGAACAGAACAAGAUCCAGACUCCCGCUGUUGUCGAGAACUAA
Neurospora tetraspora is the source of this 1646-nucleotide messenger RNA. RefSeq names its product HMGL-like-domain-containing protein. The coding region runs from base 369 to 1646 and encodes 425 amino acids. NCBI's taxonomy places the organism in Eukaryota, Fungi, Ascomycota, Sordariomycetes, Sordariales, Sordariaceae. Gene Ontology annotation, molecular function: homocitrate synthase activity. The record is from RefSeq and is a predicted model, not a curated record. Gene Ontology annotation, cellular component: mitochondrion. The transcript is spliced from 9 exons.